Molecule: messenger RNA, 2148 nt
Organism: Misgurnus anguillicaudatus (oriental weatherfish)
Lineage: Eukaryota; Metazoa; Chordata; Actinopteri; Cypriniformes; Cobitidae
Source: RefSeq, a predicted model, not a curated record
AUGACUAGAACCUGUGCAGAUGUGGAUUGUUGUGAAUCUUCAGUGUAUGUGACUGAUGAUGGGAGUCUGGAUUCAGUGUGGAUGAGCAGAGAUCAGAGCCGCACACCACAGCCACUGCUGGACUCUAAACUCUCUGAAGAGAAAUCCAGACACACACAGGACUCCGAUCUCAGUCUGACUUUACUCUGUUAUACUGAGUCAAAGCCCACAGACACUCAGGACACUACAGUGUGUGACAGUAAACAGAGCUUACAGGAGGAUCAAACCUCCACAGAGUCUCUGGAUUCUGUCUGUAACGCUGGAGAACAGCAGCAGAUCCUGCAGACCAAACUGAAGAUGUGUUCAGUUAAACUCAUCGACUGCACGAACCUCAUGAUGAAGAUUAAAACUGAACCCACCGAAAUCAAAACUGAACCCACCGAAAUCAAAACUGAACCCACCGAAAUCAAAACUGAACCCACCGAAAUCAAAACUGAACCCACAGAAACCAAAACUGAACCCACAGAAAUCAAAACUGAACCCACAGAAAUCAAAACUGAACCCACAGAAAUCAAAACUGAACCCACAGAAAUCAAAACUGAACCCACAGAAAUCAAAACUGAACCCACAGAAAUCAAAACUGAACCCACAGAAGAGGAAGAUCGAAAUGAGGAACAUGAUGAUUUUAAUCCAUCAGAUGUGAAGAGUGAUUCAUGUUUGGAUAUAGAAAUAACGUCCUCAACAUCAAAAGAGCGACUGACAGCACAAACUCUUUCCUGCAUCACCUGUGGAAAGCCAUUCAGUUCACAGAGACAUUUAGAGAGACAUGAGAGAAAACACACAGAACAGAAACUCUUCACCAGAUCUGAGAUCAGCUUUACUACCUUACAAGAGAUGAAACUUCAUUCAGAAGACCACAGAGAGAAGAAGAAGCAGUUUCACUGUGAGCAGUGUGGGAGGAUUUGUGUCUCUUCCUCUAAACUAAAUAUUCACAUGAGGAUACACAGUGAUGAAAAGCCUUUCAACUGCACUGAAUGUGGAAAAUACUUCAGAACCAAACACAAUCUUAAAGUUCAUCAGAGACUUCAUACAGGUGAAAAACCUUUCAAAUGCGCUCAGUGUGGAAAGAGCUUCUCUAAUUCAUCUCAUUUAAGGGUUCAUCAGAGAGUUCAUACAGGAGAAAAAACGUACGAGUGUCCUCACUGUGAGAAGAGAUUUAGCUGUAAACGUGGUCUGAAGACUCAUGUGCUUUUACACACCAAUGAGAGACCGUAUCAGUGCAGUGAAUGUGACAAAACCUUUAGGGAUUCACGUUUAUUAAAAAAACACCAGAAUACUCACUUUAAAGAGAAACUCUAUCAGUGUUCAUACUGUGAUAAACGUUUCUGCCAUAACUAUAAGCUGAAAAUCCAUGAGAGAGUUCACACUGGAGAAAAACCUUACAAAUGCUCUCAAUGUGACAAGACUUUUCACCAUUCACGUAACUUAACAUUCCAUGAGAGAGUUCACACUGGAGAGAAACCUCAUCACUGUAGUGUCUGUGGGAAGAGUUUUACUCGCCAAUCAAACUUACUAAGUCACCAGAACAUUCAUACAGGUGAAAAACCUUACAAAUGCUCUCAGUGUGACAAGAUGUUUACUUAUUCAUCUUACUUAAAAGGCCAUCAGAGAGUUCACAAUGGAGAGAAACCUUACGUCUGCGCUCAAUAUGGAAAGCGCUUCUCUAGUUCAUCUCAAUUCAUAGAGCAUCAGAGAGUUCAUACUAGAGAGAAACAACAUCACUGUAGUGUCUGUGGAAAGAGCUUCUCUUGGUUAUCUCAAUUAAGAGUUCAUCAGAGAGUUCAUUCUGGAGAGAAACCUUAUCACUGUAGUGUCUGUGGGAAGAGUUUUAGUGCAAAGGAUACCUUACUAAGGCACCAGAGAGUUCAUACAGGUGAAAAACCUUACAAAUGCUCUCAGUGUGACAAGACGUUUGCUUAUUCAGGUCCCUUCAGAGUCCAUCAGAGACUUCACACUGGACAGAACCUUUAACUCUUUCCCCACCAGCGUUUAAAAAAAGUUGCCAGCCAGCACCAGCAUUUUUCAUGAUUUUCACAAAAGUUUAAUGUCUUCCAGAAAAUGUACAAUAUAUCAAAUAAAGAAAUAGACCCUCUGCUUUCAAACAAAAAA